Mycetomoellerius zeteki is the source of this 1140-nucleotide messenger RNA. RefSeq lists its product as uncharacterized. The transcript is spliced from 5 exons. The record is from RefSeq and is a predicted model, not a curated record. The coding region runs from base 1 to 1140 and encodes 379 amino acids. NCBI's taxonomy places the organism in Eukaryota, Metazoa, Arthropoda, Insecta, Hymenoptera, Formicidae. Gene Ontology annotation, molecular function: DNA binding.
AUGGCAGAGACAGAAGCAGGAGACAAUUUUAUCCCAGCUCGCCGCUGGAUCCGUGGACAUUACACGAAAUUGACAAAGAGUAACAAAGCAAGAUGCAAUCACUGUACAGAAAAAUUCAUUAUGCAUUUUAAAUGCUCAGCUGUUUUACACAAGCACUUGGUAAACGCACAUCCAGACAAAUUAACAGAAGAAGAAAAGAAAGAAGUGAAAUUUCAUUGGACUUGGGACUAUUUUAUCUUAAAAGGCGAUAAAAAGGCAAUAUGCAAGGAAUGUAAAAAAAUAAUUAAGUACAGCAAUACAAUUCAAUUAAAAGAUCAUUUAGAAAAAAUUCACAUGAUAUCGGAUCCAACAUCAAAUAAUGUAAUAGAUAAUGAAUGCAGUUCAGAUGAUGACAUGGAUGCAAACAAGGAUGUAACUCUAAGAAAAGAUUUGAUUCCAAUGCGUCGCUGGAUGCGUGAACAUUACACAAAGUUGACAAGGAACAGAGCAGGAUGCAAUCAUUGUAAUGAAAAAUUUAGUAUAAGUAUGAAUCACUUAGCUACUUUAUAUAAGCACUUGAUAGAAGCACAUCCAGACAAAUUAACAGAAGAAGAAAAGAAUGAAGUGAAAUUCCAUUGGGCUUGGGACUAUUACAUCGAAAAAAGCAGUACAGAAACAACAUGUAAACAAUGUAAAGCAACAAUUAGAUACAAAAAAGUAAAUGAUUUGAAAAAACACUUGAAAAGAAAGCACGGGAUAUCAGGUCCAACUUCAGAUAACGUAAUAGAUAACGAAGAAAGCAGUUCAGAUGAUGACAUGGAUGCAAACAAGGAUAUAACUCUAAGAAAAGAUUUAAUUCCAAUACGUCGCUGGAUGCGUGAACAUUACACAAAGUUGACAAGGAACAGAGCAAGAUGCAAUCAUUGUAAUACAAAAUUUGGUAUACAUACAACACACUUAUAUAAGUUACAUAAGCACUUGAUAGAGGCACAUCCAGACAAAUUAACAGAAGAAGAAAAGAAUGAAGUGAAAUUCCAUUGGGCUUGGGACUAUUAUAUCACAGGAAGCAAUAAAGACGCAACAUGUAAAUUAUGUAAAGUAACAGUUAGAUACCAGGAUGUAACUCAAUUAAAACGGCAUUUAAAAAGACAUCAUGAGUAA